Punica granatum (pomegranate) is the source of this 2320-nucleotide messenger RNA. The record is from RefSeq and is a predicted model, not a curated record. NCBI's taxonomy places the organism in Eukaryota, Viridiplantae, Streptophyta, Magnoliopsida, Myrtales, Lythraceae.
UUUGCAUUUUCCUAUCGAUCAGAAAUGCCGCCUCCUCCUCCUUCUUCUUCUCCUUCAUCGGCAAUUCAAGACCCAAUGAAAGCAUGGAGAGUGCUGGUCCUGCAGAUAACCACAUCCAAAGUGACUGAUGCCUUCACCCUCUUCAUGAAAUCGGCCUUCGUCAUAUCGACGGUCGCCUCCCUCUCCCUCCUCCUCUACUUCACCUUCUCCUACUCCCACCUCCUCCUCCUCUCCUGUCCCCACUGCAGUCGCGACCCCGUCCCCGUCCUCUCCCUCCGCAAAUUCACCCUGCCCGCCUCCAAUGAUCCUGAGCCCCCCACCAACAUCUCCCACAUACUUUUUGGCAUCGGUGGAUCCGCCAGGACCUGGCACAAGCGCCGCCACUACUGCGAGCUCUGGUGGCGGCCCAACAUUACUCGCGGGUUCGUGUGGCUCGAUGAGAGGCCCCAGAAGAAUGUGACCUGGCCCGCCGGGUCCCCGCCCUACCGGGUCUCAUCCGACACGUCACGGUUCAAGUAUUCAUGCUGGUAUGGCUCAAGGUCAGCCAUUCGGAUUGCUCGCAUCAUCAAGGAGAGCUUUGAGCUAGGAUUGGCAAAUGUCAGGUGGUUCGUAAUGGGGGACGAUGACACUGUCUUCUUCACGGAGAAUCUUGUCAGGGUGCUGUCAAAGUAUGACCACGAUCAGAUGUACUACAUCGGGGCGAAUUCGGAGAGCGUGGAGCAGGACGUGGUCCAUUCAUACACGAUGGCUUAUGGAGGUGGAGGGUUUGCCAUUAGCUAUCCUCUCGCAGUUGAGCUCGUGAAGAUUUUGGACAGAUGCAUCGAUCGGUAUGCAAAGAUGUAUGGCUCCGAUCAGAAGGUCCAGGGUUGUCUAAGCGAGAUUGGCGUGCCUAUCACUAGAGAGCUCGGGUUUCACCAGGUAGAUAUACGAGGAAACCCUUAUGGCUUACUAGCGGUGCACCCGUUGGCUCCUUUGGUGUCCCUCCACCACCUCGACUACGUGGACCCUCUGUUCCCGACCUUGACCCGGACUGACUCGCUUAAGAGGCUGAGAACUGCAUACGAACUGGACUCCGAUCGCACCCUCCAGCACAGCUUCUGCCAUGAGCUGACCCGAAACUGGUCGAUCUCCAUCUCCUGGGGUUACACAAUACAACUCUACCCUUCACUGCCGACCGCAAAGGAACUCGAGACAGCACCACAGACCUUCUGGACGUGGAGGACAUGGAGCACCGAGCCGUUCACAUUCAACACCCGGCCCGUGAGUGCGAACCCGUGCAAGCAGCCCGUGAUUUAUUUCUUGGACGGGGCAUAUGACAGCGGGUCGACAGGCGAGACGGUGACCACCUACAGGAGGCACGUUGACGGAGGGAAGGGAUGUGACCGACAUGAAUAUGUUGCCGCUCGGGGCGUUGAACGGUUCAACGUCAGGGCUUCCAAGUUCAAUCCCGACUUGUGGAAAAAGGCGCCACGUAGACAGUGCUGCGAGGUAGUCAACGGUGGGGAUGACACAGACAUUAAUGUCGUGGAGGUCAUGAUCAGAAGCUGCAAUCCAUGGGACAGCGUAACACCACGUUAAUUAAAGGUCAAGGUAAAUUACACUACGGUCCAAAAAAAUUUAUAAAUAUUUUAAUAUGUUAUAAAUUUUUUUUUUUACAAUUUGAUAAAAUAUUUCAAAAUUAUUUCACCAUUGACGCCGUCAAGUUGUCCUUUAUAAGACUGUAAAUUUUGCAUCAUGGUGUAACUAAGGUAAAACAUUUUGUAUUAUUAAGUUACAACUUCAAAACAUUUUGCACCAUCAUAUAACAUUCCACAAAAAUCGGUUUUGCACUAUCAGCGUCGGUUUGACGGUGUCAAUGGCGAGAUGACGAUUUAUAUUAUACUGAAACAAUUUUGAAACAUUUUGUACCAUCAAAUGACAAAAAAAAACUUUUUAUAGCAUAUUGAAACAUUUAUAAAACUUUGUGGACCAUCAGUGUAAUUUACCCUAAAGGCAAUUAAGGCAAGAAGAGCGGAGCGAGCUGCCGGAGAGGAGACAUUGCCGUACGUUCUGGCGAUUACUGCAUGCAGUUAGAUCAUACAUUUCUUGACCUGGGCUGAUCUUAUUGGAGUUUAAUUAGCCACGAAAAAUAGAUUAGUAGGGGAGUGGGGGGGCCAUCACAACUCAUAUACGUGUCCGCGAAUUAAUUUUCGGUAAAUUCCAUGUAGAGUCUCGAAAAAUUUUCAGGUCGAUCGGUGGAAAUGGUGAUUCCACGCAGCUUGUCCUGAUUAUCAAUUCAUGAUAAGAGCGGAUCUUGAUGUGAUUUCGUCGGUUCUUGACA